AUGGCACCUCACCUAACAUUUUCUUCUCUUCCUAGCCAUAAAAUCCCCCUCAGUGUUCCAAUACAUCAUUCUUCGUACAUCGUUGUUGUGACUCAAGUCUCCAUAAUUCAAAUCAAUCUCCUUCCCAGAAUGGACCACUUCGCUUUCUCUAUGUUACUUCUUGUACUUCUCUUUUACGGCACCAAAACCUUUGCUCAAUCACCAGCUCAGGCACCGGCGCCGGCACCGGCACCAGCUGGUCCAACCAACAUAACCAAAAUCCUCGAAAAGGCCGGCCAGUUCACCAUGUUCAUCCGGCUUUUAUCAAUUACUCAAGUAGGAGACCAGAUAAAUACACAACUCAACAACUCAAACCAGGGCUUAACAGUAUUUGUGCCGACUGAUAAUGCCUUUUCUAGCCUAAAAUCCGGCACUCUAAAUUCCCUAAGUGAUCAGCAGAAGGUUGCAUUGGUGCAAUUUCACGUACUGCCCACUUUUCUCUCCAUGUCACAGUUCCAAACUGCGAGCAAUCCAUUGAGGACUCAGGCCGGAAACAACGAUAAUGGGCAGUUUCCUCUAAAUGUGACCACCUCGGGUAACCAAGUGAAUGUUUCGACCGGUGUGGACGAUGCCACGGUGGCUAACACAAUAUACACAGACAACCAGCUAGCAGUAUAUCAAGUGGACAAGGUUCUUCUUCCUUUGAGCAUUUUUGGUUCACCUGCACCAGUCCCGGCCCCAUCGGCACUAGCCAAGAAGAAGUUACCGGCUGCUGAUGCCCCGGUAUCUGGCAGUGAUGAUGUCCCGGCAGAUGACUCGGGGACAAUUGGUCUUGCCAUGCAUGGCAUGCUGAUGGUGAUGCCCCUUGGAGUUGGUGUCCUAGCAGCACGUUGGUUGUGA
Molecule: messenger RNA, 879 nt
Organism: Fraxinus pennsylvanica
Lineage: Eukaryota; Viridiplantae; Streptophyta; Magnoliopsida; Lamiales; Oleaceae
Source: the annotation of a GenBank genome assembly